Stegastes partitus (bicolor damselfish) is the source of this 1096-nucleotide messenger RNA. RefSeq names its product branched chain amino-acid transaminase 1, cytosolic (gene bcat1). Bases 2 to 1096 code for a protein of 364 amino acids. Gene Ontology annotation, cellular component: mitochondrion. The record is from RefSeq and is a predicted model, not a curated record. Gene Ontology annotation, molecular function: branched-chain-amino-acid:2-oxoglutarate transaminase activity. NCBI's taxonomy places the organism in Eukaryota, Metazoa, Chordata, Actinopteri, Pomacentridae. Gene Ontology annotation, biological process: L-leucine biosynthetic process; L-valine biosynthetic process. The transcript is spliced from 10 exons.
AAUGGCUGACAGCAGCACUCCGAGCUUCAAGGCGGCCGACCUGGUGAUCCAGCUGACCUCCUCUCCAAAGACCAAACCGGACAUUGGAGACUUUGGUACCGUCUUCACCGACCACAUGUUGGUCAUAGAGUGGAGUCUGGCUGAGGGUUGGGAGGCGCCGCUCAUCAGGCCCUUUGGGAACCUGUCGCUCCACCCGGCCUGUUCGUCGCUACACUACGGCAUUCAGCUUUUCGAAGGUUUCAAGGCUUACCGUGGCGACGACGACCAACUGCGCCUCUUCAGACCGAUGCUCAACAUGAACCGAAUGGCUAAGUCUGCUAAGAGAGCCUGUCUGCCUGCGUUUGAUCAGGCAGAGCUGCUGGAGUGCAUCAGGAGGCUGGUGGAGGUCGACCAGGACUGGGUUCCUCACUCAGACUUGGCCAGCUUGUACGUCAGACCGACGUUUAUUGGCACUGAGCCUUCUCUGGGUUUAAAGAAGCCUACUCGCGCCCUGCUCUAUGUGAUUUUGUCUCAAGCCGGUUUUUACUUCAAGACCAAGGCGGAGGCCGUCUCCCUGUGGGCCGACCCAAAGUUCACACGGGCCUGGAAGGGAGGAACCGGAGACUGCAAGAUGGGAGGGAACUAUGGCUGUUCUCUGUCUGCACAGUAUGAAGCAGAGGAUCACGGCUGUCAGCAGGUUCUGUGGCUGUACGGAGACGAUCACCAGAUCACCGAGGCAGGAACCAUGAACGUCUUCCUGCACUGGAUCAAUGAAAACGGAGAGGAGGAGCUUGCAACUCCACCUCUGGAUGGUAUCAUUCUCCCAGGAGUUACACGACAGAGCAUCUUAGAACUGACCAGACAAUGGGGUGAGUUCGAAGUGACGGAGCGCUACAUCACCAUGGACCAGCUGUGCUCUGCUCUGAAACAGCAGCGAGUCAAAGAGAUGUUUGGCUCCGGCACCGCCUGCAUGAUCUGCCCCGUAGGACACGUCGUCUACCAGGGAGAGAACUUGCACAUCCCCCAUCAGGACGCUCAGCUGACUUCACGGAUCGCAAAAGAACUCACGGAUAUACAGUACGGACGCACACCUUGCGACUGGACUCUCCUGGUGUAG